Messenger RNA from Alosa alosa (allis shad), 3986 nucleotides. RefSeq names its product protein tyrosine kinase 2 beta, b (gene ptk2bb). Bases 220 to 3213 code for a protein of 997 amino acids. Lineage: Eukaryota; Metazoa; Chordata; Actinopteri; Clupeiformes; Clupeidae. The transcript has 31 exons. Gene Ontology annotation, biological process: protein phosphorylation; signal complex assembly. Gene Ontology annotation, cellular component: focal adhesion; cytoskeleton. Gene Ontology annotation, molecular function: ATP binding; protein tyrosine kinase activity. The record is from RefSeq and is a predicted model, not a curated record.
UUGCUUUCUGAGUUGCAGUUUGGGAGCACUAAGUGCUUUCGGAUUUACUAAAAGUUUAAACAUCACAGUCUAACAACCUAACGCAUGAUCCAACGGAAUAAAGGGAACUAUUGAAGGGGAACACACUAUUGUAAUCAGGAUGAGGAGAGUGUGAAGAGGCUUUUUAAAUCUGAGUCGGAGGGGACAGAGAGAGCGAGCGAGUGAGCGGCGCUUUUGCCCAUGGCGGGCGACACCAGCACCCUCUCGUGGCGACUGCCCAGCCCGAGUAACGACGGCACGAACUCGAGUCCCGGGUUCAACUUCACGGGCGACGGCGGACCGGUCAAGAUCCUUAAGGUGUGCUUCUCCAGCAGCUCGAACCUGGGCCGGAACUUCAAGCUUGUCAAAUGUGACAGCUCCUGGCAAAUACGGGCCAUCAUCAAGUCCAUCCUGAUCAGUGGGCGCUUGGGCCCCAACGUCCAGAAUGCCGGCUGCUACGGACUUCAGCUCAAACACCUCAAGUCUGCGGAGCUCCACUGGCUCCACCCAGACCUGACCAUAGGGGAGAUGGAGCAGAAAUACGAGAGCCACCACAUUGAGGCCGAGUGGAGGUAUGAUCUGAGAAUUCGUUACAUCCCAGCUAAUUUCUUGGAGAAGUUUAAAGAGGACAGGACUUCCUUGUUGUAUUUAUACCAGCAGGUGCGGAGCGACUACAUGCAGUAUCACGCCCACAAAGUGAGUGAAGGCAUGGCCCUGCAGCUCGGCUGUCUGGAAAUCAGGCGGUUUUACAAAGACAUGAAUGCCAAAGGCCUUGAGAAGAAAUCUAAUUUUGAACUUUUAGAAAAGGACGUCGGCCUGGACCUGUUCUUUCCUAAACAACUAAUUGAUGGGAUGAAGUCACGCCAGCUGAGGAAGCUGAUCCAGCAGACGUUCCAGCAAUACGCCAACCUGAAGGAGGAGGAGUGCAUGAUCAGGUUCUUCCAGACCUUCGGCGAGUUCUUCAGCUUCGACAAGGAGGUCUACCCCUGUGAGCUGGUGCAAGGCUGGAGCUUGUCAGUGGAUUUGGUCAUUGGAUCUAAAGGGAUCUGCCAACGCUCACAAACAGACUCACACCCCAUUUGUCUGGCGGAAUUCCAGCAGAUCAGGAGCAUCAAGUGCUCCACACGGUCUGACAGCAAGGCCUUACUGACUGUAGACAUCGAGGGAGCCAAACAGCCUCUUUCUGUUAAUGUACCUACGCUAGCCAUGGCCGAGAACAUGGCUGAUCUUAUCGAUGGAUACUGUCGGCUGGUGAACAAAGUAGACAUCUCACUGAUACUGAGGUCAAACAAAGAUCAUAGACCGUCUCUUCCAGAAAUACCUUCAGGGGGAGGACAGACUGGCUCAUUCAGAUAUAGCAGGGGAUCUGACAUAUACUGUGAAAUACUUGAUGAAAGGCCUCCAUCUUCUGCCUCUAAGUAUGGGAUAUCCAGGAAAGACAUUGUCUUGGGACGCAUCCUCGGUGAAGGUUUCUUUGGAGAGGUACAUGAAGGAGUUUUCAAGCAAAGGAAUGCGGAGAAGAUCAGUGUGGCGGUGAAGACCUGCAAAGACUGUUCACCUGACGUCAUGGAGAAGUUCACGAGUGAAGCAGUGAUUAUGAAGAACCUGGACCAUCCGAAUAUUGUGCGCCUGAUCGGGAUCAUUGAGGAGGACCCUGUCUGGAUCGUCAUGGAGCUCUACCAAUAUGGAGAGCUGGGUAACUACCUGGUGGAUAAUCAGCACACCCUGACCAACAUCACCCUGGUGCUCUUUAGUCUGCAGAUCUGCAAAGCCAUGGCCUACCUGGAGGGCUUGAAAAUGGUGCACAGAGACAUAGCUGUGAGGAAUAUCCUUGUGGCAGACCAUGACUGUGUAAAACUGGGGGAUUUUGGUCUCUCCAGGUAUAUUGAGGAGGAGGAAUACUACAAAGCGUCGUUGAGCAGACUACCCAUUAAGUGGAUGGCUCCUGAAUCGAUCAACUUCAGGAGGUUCACCUCCGCCAGUGAUGUGUGGAUGUUUGCCGUGUGUAUGUGGGAGAUCAUGAGCCGUGGUAAGCAGCCUUUCUUCUGGCUGGAGAACCACGCAGUGAUCAACCAGCUGGAGCAAGGCAUCCGUCUGCCCAAGCCCGAUCAGUGCCCACCUGCCCUCUACUCCCUCAUGACCAACUGCUGGAGCUACGACCCGCGAGAGAGACCCAGCUUCACUGAGCUCGUCUGCAGGAUCAGCGACGUCAACAAGAUGGAGAAGGAGCUGGAGGGGGAGAGGGAGCGAGAGCGGGCACGCUCUACCCGUUUCCUGGAACCCAAAUUCACCUUCAAUGAGGGGCCUCCGGCCAAGCCCUCAAGAAUGAACGCCGGACGCUUCGGCAACACGGUCAGCAUCGGCCUGCACAUCCAGCUAAAUGAAGCGUUGUGCGCUAGCUCUCCUGACCUGGCCAGCCCCUGUGAGUAUAUGUCCCCUGUCGACUCCACCAACAGACUGAUGCUGCCAGUAAUGUCCCCACGUCGACGCAGUAUGGGGGAAGGGGACUUCAGCAUGCCCCCCACCAGUAAGGAGGACGCCCAGCGUCUGUGGCAAACGGAGAAGAUACGCAUGCAGGACACCCUGAGGAAGCAGAAGCAGGAGAUGCAGGAGGACAGUGCCUGGCUGGAGAAGGAGGAGAAGCUACUGGACCCGAUUGCUUAUGAUCCCAUGAACCCACAGUCCCCAGACUAUGUUGGUGAAUACGCUGAGCUUCAGAAACCGCCACCUGACAAGCCUCCUAGAAUCUCUAUACAGCCUGCCCCUACAGCUGAGCUGGACCGCUCUGAUGAUAAGGUCUACCAGUCUGUCAUGGAACUGGUGAAGGUGGUGGUGCAACUCAAGAACGACGUCAACACAACGCCCUCCACCCAGUACAUCUCCAUGGUCAAGAAUGUUGGACUGGCUCUGCGGGCUCUGAUCCGUGAUGUGGACGACAUUCUGCCGACUCUGCAUGAAUCGAAGCGGACAGAGAUCGAGGGCACCCAGAAGCUGCUGAACAAAGACCUGGCGGAGCUCAUCAGCAAGAUGCGGCUGGCGCAGCAGAAUGCCAUCACCUCGCUCAAGGACGAGUGCAAGAAGCAAAUGCUGACCGCCGCGCACACGCUCGCCAUGGACGGCAAGAACAUGUUGGACGCCGUGGACCAGGCACGAGUGCGCUCCAAUCUGGCCAAGCCCAACCCGCCGUCUCCUUAGUGGGACAGAGCAUCGAAGACGCCAGCCUGAGGAGUGGCCUGAGGUUUCGCCUCAUGUGUUAGGUGAUGGGACUCAUGAACCUAUGACACACAUGCUGAGAAGAUUGGCAUGUGCUGGACAUUCAUCGUAGUUGGCUCCCUCUAGUGGUCUAGACCUGUGUUUACCUCCGGUAUCACUUACAGACAGUGCCAAAAUAUAUUAAAUACUUUUAUAAAAUACUUUUUAAAAAUGUUUUAUAAGAUAGUAUAAUUAUUAUGCCCCAUUUCUUGGCAAUGACAUUACAUGGCAAUUGUGUCAUAUUUAGAUUGUGGGUUGUUUCAUGAAUUUUUUUUUUAGUAAAGUUUCAAAAUGUCAGCCAAACUGCCUUUAUAGCAUCACCUAUAAUGUCAUGAAUAUGUGGCCAAACUUCAGAACACUGUAAGAGAACCAAAUUCUCAGCUAUUAAGGAACAUCAUUCAGUAAAGAUAAUGUGCAUAGAAUAUGACAGCUAUGGAGAAUAUGUGUGGAGAUUAGAUAUUUUUGUGUUGGACAACAUACAAUGGAAACAAACCAAAGAAAGUCAUAUGCUUGGAAUAGUGGGUACUGCAACACCAAAAUAUGUUUUGUAUAUUCUUAGUUCUGCUAUCAUACACUGUAAGAAAUCCCAGUCCCUUAACUUGCUUGCUUACUUAACUUAACAUAUCUGAGGUCUGUUAACAAGACAAUAUGUGUUACUGUUUAAAGCCAUUGUAUGUUUGUGUUGUAGGGGAAUAUAAAUAUGGGCCAUGAAAUCA